AUGUCCUCGUUUCCGGAGAGUUCUGGUCUGCGGCCGGACGCUGCAGAGGCCCGGCCAUUCAGCCCCCUGGAUGAAGAUGUUCCUCCUCCCUACUAUAGCGACAAAUAUGGAGAAAUGGACAUCCAUCAUCGGGGGUUUGGAACAAAUGCCCGGGUCGCAGACGAUGGACGAGUUGAUAUCAAUAUCAAGGAAAAGGGGCGAAGGCUUUCCAGCAUGCUUGCUCCUACCCUCCACCCCCCAGAAGACGUCCUCGAGCAACGACCGUCUAUUCCUAGCUCUCUUCUGGGAGCAGCCGAAGCUCCCAUCCCCCGAAUGAAUAUUGUGAUACAAAUUGUUGGUUCCAGAGGCGACGUGCAACCGUUUGUGGCGCUUGGGCAGCUGCUGAAAACACAAUGUGGACACCGCGUGCGCAUUGCGACCCAUCCGGUUUUCAAAAGUUUUGUCGAAGACCACAAUCUUGAAUUUUUCAGUAUCGGGGUAGACCCAGCGCAGCUCAUGGCAUUUAUGGUAAAAAACCCAGGCUUGAUGCCAGGUUUCGACUCUCUGCGGAAUGGGGACGUGGGAAGGCGGCGAAACGAUAUAGCCGAAAUAAUAUCGGGUUGCUGGCGAUCUUGCUUUGAAGCCGGAGAUGGGACCGGGACACCUAUCGCAGACCUCGAUUCACUCACCAGAUGUAUGGGCGACCAAGAGCCGUUUGUUGCGGAUGCGAUCAUCGCGAACCCUCCUAGCUUCGCCCACAUCCAUUGUGCGGAGAAGCUUGGGAUUCCCCUUCAUCUGAUGUUCACGGUUGGGAGAUAUCAUAAACCGGUUUCGGGAAAGAAGCUUGGGUUUAGAGCCGAUAAGUGUAAUGUGGGCUCCCGGUCCCCUACUCUUCUUCCCAAGCCCAGCGAUUGGGGACCUAAUAUCGACAUCUCGGGAUUUUUUUUCCUUGAGGGGGCGUCAAAAUACGUUCCUCCGACCGACCUCUCUGAAUUCCUUGCAGCUGGACCUCCUCCGAUAUACAUCGGGUUUGGGUCUAUUGUUAUAGAUUCCCCGAACCAAAUGACGCAGCUGAUAUUUGAUGCCAUCAAAAAAACAGGCCAGAGGGCUCUUAUAUCACGCGGCUGGGGUGGAAUUGGCGCCGAAAAGCUCGGAAUGCCUGACGAUGUCUUCAUGAUGGGCAGUUGUCCUCAUGACUGGUUGUUUAGGCGCGUGUCGUGUGUUGUUCACCACGGCGGGGCUGGGACCACGGCCGCAGGUAUUGUAUGCGGCAAGCCAACCAUCAUUGUGCCUUUCUUUGGAGAUCAACCGUUUUGGGGAUCGAUUGUUUGGAAGGCAGGAGUUGGGCCACGCCCUAUUCCCCACAAACAGCUCACAGCAGAUAAUUUAGCUGCCGCAAUUAUGUCGGCUCUUGAGCCAGAAAUGCAGAUGAGGGCGAAGUUAUUAGGUGCGGAAGUCCAAAAGGAACCCAGUCUUGAAAGAGGCGUGGAAUCCUUCCACAAACAACUCCAUCCUGAAACUGUUCGAUGCAUGUUAUCUCCCAAAAGGGCUGCUGUCUGGCGUGUAAAGCGCACUAGAUUUCGGCUAAGUGCCUUCGCAGUCGCACUUUUGAUCAACGAGGGAAUUCUGGAAGUGCGAGAUCUCAAAUUGGCACCGUCCCUAGAGAAUACGAUCUUGAACCUGGCCCACGGGGAUCCCAUCAGCGGAGGAGGAGCAGCACUGCUUGGGAGCUUGGUGGAUUUCACGAUAGAAUUCGCAGAUUUCCCGGCUAGAAUAAUACGUCCUCUUCCAUUCCGUCAUCGCCAAUUAUUAUCGGAUCGAAAAGGAAGUUCGGGUUCUCCAACCCCUUCGAGUUCGUCUUCUCGUAGUAGCACUCCACGACGGUCCACCUCUUCUAGUAGGAAGCGGUCGGAUACUUCGUCUUCUAACUUGCCUGCCGAUUGGCCUAUCGACUUGGCUGCAGACAAUCCAAUUUCGGAACCACUUGAAGAUGAAAAAAAUGGGGAUCAGAGCCCCAUCUCACAUUCUGAGAGCAAAGCGAGGUUAGGGUUAGUGUCACCCCCCGAUUUGUUAAAGCAGAGUCUGUUACUGAACCACUGUAGAGAGGCGGCAUCUCAAGUAUCCAGAAUCACAGCAGAAGAGAUAAUAGGGGCAGGUCGGGCAGCAUCAAAGCUUGUUACAAUUGGAAUAAAAUCGCCUAUGAACUUUGCUCUUAAUGUAGCAAAAGGCUUCCACAAUGCUCCGAAGCUAUACGGCGAUGAUAGUGUGAGAGAACAGGAAAAGAUUACCGGUUUCCAAAGCGGCGUGAGGGCGGCUGGCAAGGAAUUUGGUUACGGUAUCUAUGACGGGGUAUCGGGACUUGUCACCCAGCCACUUCGCGGACGGAAAGAAGGAGCCAGAGGAGUCAUGAAGGGCGUCGGAAAAGGCAUUGGCGGAUUGAUUCUCAAACCCGGUGCAGGUAUAUUUGGCCUGGCAGGGUAUCCCCUCAGUGGCCUUCACAAGGAAGUUCAGAAAAUCUGGGGCACAAGCGUGGAAUGCUAUAUUGUAGCUUGCCGAACGAAGCAAGGUUACGACGAAUUGAAUCAAGCAACCAAAGAGGAAAGACAGGAAACCCUUUGUCGAUGGUACUCUCUUGGUGAGGAUCUCGAAUCCAAAGCUGCUCGCUCUCCUUUUGCGCAGGAAUGGGAAGCGCUUUCACGGAUAUUAUUCGACUCCGGACGGCGUCGUGAACCGCACCAAGAGACUAGGGGUGUCACCAGCGAGCCCGCGGGCAUUGAGAAGAUUGCUCCUGAUAACUUUCGUGAAGCCAUACGCAGUGCAACCCAUCUGCUUUCCAGCCUUGUUAAUAGGUACAAAAGUGAGCCCAUAAGCCAAAACCAACCACAUAAAAAUGUGGCCAAAAAUUUUGCACAACUUGACUCGGGGGAGGACGACGAGCAGCAACAAAUGAUUGAACGCGCUCUUCAUGCAAGCAUUGCUGAACUGAACGAAGCCCAGGCGUGUGGGGACCACCAGCACGCCGGAGACCGAGCACUUCAGGCAUGUGUCAAGGAAGCCCAACGGGCUCAACAGGAAAAAGAGAGAAGUGCAUCUUCAAAAGAAAAGACACGCAAAUAUGAGAAACCGGAAUUUUGCCAGGACGACGAUGGGGGCAGGGAGCAGCCGCGGAGCGAGAAACGUAAAUUGACCAAAGAAGGCCUUGAUGCGGUGGCAGAAUAUGCGAUAUGGAAGACCCUGACAGAUCAGAGGCGGCCACCCGCCAAACAAAUAACCCCCAGUGAUCACCGGGAAAGUGGCGAGUUGCAGUGA
This is a messenger RNA of Uncinocarpus reesii 1704, 3288 nucleotides long. RefSeq names its product CHIP6 protein. Gene Ontology annotation, biological process: carbohydrate metabolic process. Gene Ontology annotation, molecular function: hexosyltransferase activity; UDP-glycosyltransferase activity. The coding region runs from base 1 to 3288 and encodes 1095 amino acids. The transcript has 7 exons. Lineage: Eukaryota; Fungi; Ascomycota; Eurotiomycetes; Onygenales; Onygenaceae. The record is from RefSeq and is a predicted model, not a curated record.